AAAAUACGGCAGCGCCACUUGUCGAUUGACGUAUACAAGAAACUAUCAGCUGACCAUAACUGUCAGCACUAGCCACGUUCAAUUGUAAUAUAAAACCGUUUGUUAUUUACAAUAUGACAAGAAAUAAACAAUUGUAAGGUUUAUUUACAAAUAAUAAAAAUGCUGCGACCCUCGUUUACAGUAUUAUUUUCCGGUGCAUUUAUCGGCUAUAUUAUUUAUUCGAUUUACGGCAUAUCAUUAUUAUUUACGCCACCAUCAUGUGAACCUGGGAAAGCCUGCAUCAAAUCAUUUUUAAAUGCCGAUCCUCAGUUACAUCUUUAUCUUUUUACUUCUCCAUCAAGUAAACCUCUGUCCAAUGAUGCUUCACUUGUUCAUUCCAUGUUGAAUUUUGAUUAUACUAUUCCACAUACAAUGCCGCUGAGUUUAGAAAUUCUAGUAAAGACUCGGAAUAACGGUACCUUAUUUCUCCAUGUAAUAAUUGUACCAAAAUCGAAAACUCGUGGAAAUUCAUUCAAUGAAUUGCUCAAGGAUCCGCAUGCAGUGUAUACGCGCAUAAAGAUGACACAAUUUGCGGUCCCACAAGCAGAAACUUUUAAUUUGCUUGGUGACAAAAAAUCACCAGACGCUUCAAAAAUAAAAAAUAAUAAAAUAAAGACUGUUUCUCAUUUACGUACACGUAUUACUUUUACAUUAGUGACUGAUACGCCAGAACUGCCCGUUAAAAAUAUACCAGCCGAGCUUGUGCCAAAUAUAAGAUUAAUUGGAAAUAAUAUGUUUCUUCCAAUAAUUAAUUAUGACUUUUUACAAACACGCUACAAAGACCUGGAAACAAUUGUUGGUGACAGACGUUUCAUGAAUGUGACAGUAAUGUACACGCCGAUAUCAAUAGGAAAAUUAAGGUUGAUAUUACAUGUUAAAACAGCUAUGGAAGGUUUGAAAAAUUUAGGAUUCUCAGACAAAGAUGUUGAUGAAGUUAAGGGAAUUUAUGCAGAUACUAACGUUUAUUUAUUAGCCGGUACUAUUUUUAUUGCUUCUAUGCAUCUACUGUUCGAUUUCUUGGCAUUCAAAAAUGACAUCAGUUUCUGGCGUAGUAAAGGAAGCUUUGAAGGCCUCAGUGUUUCUACAAUAGUAUGGCGAGCGUUUAGUCAAGCGAUUAUAUUUUUCUAUCUGCUUGACGAAGGAUCAUCUUUAUUGGUACUGAUUCCCGCAGGAAUCGGAACUUUGAUCGAGCUCUGGAAAACUAAAAAAGUACUGCGAUUAGAAAUAGUUAGAUCUGGUGGAAUAAUUCCGAAAUUGAGACUGCAAAAAGAUGGCAAAAGUCAUGAAGAAGAAUCAAAGACACGCCAAUUUGAUGCUGAGAGCAUGAGAUAUUUAACUUAUUUACUUUACCCUCUUGUUAUUUCCGGUGCUAUUUAUUCACUGAUUUAUCAACCACAUAAGAGUUGGUAUUCGUGGAGUAUUAAUUCCCUUGUAAAUGGUGUGUACGCAUUCGGAUUUCUUUUCAUGCUUCCUCAAUUAUUUGUCAACUACAAGCUCAAAUCAGUUGCUCAUUUACCAUGGCGAGCAUUUAUGUACAAAGCAUUCAAUACAUUUAUUGACGAUGUAUUUGCAUUUAUAAUAACAAUGCCAGUUGCUCACAGAGUUGCUUGCUUUCGAGAUGAUAUUAUUUUCCUCAUUUAUUUAUAUCAAAGAUGGUUGUACCCAGUUGACAAGAACCGUCGAGACACUGUGACUAUAUCCGAAGACUUGAAUCCAUCCGUUGUUGAAAAUAAAUCCGUGGAUAAGAAAAAUAAUUGAUAUAAAAAAUACACGUCAAUUUAUAAUUAAAUAUUUGUGAUAAUUAUAUUUAUAUCUUUUUAUUAUUUUAAUAAUUUCAUUACAUAACAGUAGUGAUUCGACUGGAAUUAUGACGUGAAAUGUCUGGAGACUUGGGUCUUUCAGCUAAACAACGAAUCUGAAGUUGCAUUGAUGACUUGACUUUAUUUAAAAGUGUUUCUACCUUAGUAACAUCAAUCUCGUCGUUAUUUGGCAAUGCGAUAGCAUCCAAUGCUUCUUCGAAAAAAUUCCUAUUUUAAAAUAAAAAAAAAUGGUUAAAAAAAUUGAAAA
Cotesia glomerata is the source of this 2106-nucleotide messenger RNA. Its product is annotated as cleft lip and palate transmembrane protein 1-like protein. The record is from RefSeq and is a predicted model, not a curated record. Gene Ontology annotation, cellular component: membrane; endomembrane system. The transcript is spliced from 8 exons. NCBI's taxonomy places the organism in Eukaryota, Metazoa, Arthropoda, Insecta, Hymenoptera, Braconidae. Bases 160 to 1797 code for a protein of 545 amino acids.